AAAAGCGAGAUCAUCAGAAUUUGCUGGAUAAUGCAUCACACGGUUCGGUAAUAUUUUGUAGAAACCGGUUUCGCUGGAUCACUAUGCAGUGAUAUUACGUAUUAUUUGAAUUGGUAUUGGUUCAUUACUUGCUCUAACUGGGUUAUCUGGUUUGUUUUCCGGUAUUCCGGAUAUGGAGGAUGGAUGGUGAUAAUGCCAAUCAUUACGUUUACAAUUAGGACAUUGAUGCAGUCGAAUGGAAAAAUACGAACAUUUGAUUGGUGGGUUCACCGGUGGUAUAAUAAGUACCAUUGCAUGCCAUCCAUUGGAUCUCCUCAGGAUACGAUAUUCCGCUAAUGAUGGUAACCGUCAACGUCCGCAGUACCGCAAUUAUUGGCAUGCUGUACGAAGUAUUGUACAGUCCAAAGGAUAUAAAGGUUUGUAUCAAGGACUCUCGCCAAAUCUAGUUGGAUCCGCUGUAUCAUGGGGACUUUAUUUUCAAUUUUAUCACAUUAUCAAAAAUUUCUGUGAUAAGGAAACCAUUUCAACGGGAGCAGAACCAGUGGAUAAUAUCCUGAUGGGAAUGAUUACUGGAGCUGGUAUUUUAAUGUUCACUAAUCCUAUUUGGGUGGCGAAAACUCGAUUGUGCUUGCAGUAUGAAAAUGAAAGAAUCAGGUACCGCGGACUCUUGAACUGUCUCUCUGCAGUUGCUCGCAACGAAGGGAUUACUGCAUUGUACAGGGGUUUUACGCCAGGAGUUAUUGGAACCAUACAUGGUGCAAUUCAAUUUAUGCUUUACAAUCGUUUCAAGGAUGAUCAAUUGAAGCGUUUAGGACUUCCCGCUAAUCAUAUUUUGGGUACUGUUGAUUGCUUGGUUUAUUCAGCUGUAUCCAAGAUAAUUUCUACAACAAUAACAUUUCCGUACCAAGUGUUGCGGACUCGAUUACAGGACCAUCAUGCGAAAUAUACUGGGAUCUACGACUUGAUAAGCAAAACAUAUAGGAUGGAAGGUGUGCGUGGCUUUUAUAAAGGUUUGUUUAUGGGCAACUUACGUCAGCUGCCGAACGUUAUUGUCACAUAUGUAACCUAUGAGAAUGUAAGGUAUCUUGUUCGCCAUCUUUCUCAGUGAAGCCCUUAUUGUACGGUUAUCGCUUUGAUCUAACUACCUCAUAACGUUUCAUUCAUUUGCAUUUCAUUAUUUAUAUGUACGAUAUGUAGUAGUUCUUCUUAAGUAUUACUUGUUAUGUGUUGUUUUGAUAGACAAUGAUAGAAGGAGAAGGCAAAAUGCAGCAAGAUUUCCAUGAUGGAUUGAAUGCCUACCUGAAACCUACUCCAAAUGAAGCUAGCUUGGGAUUAACCAUUUUGAUCAACCACAACAUUAU
This is a messenger RNA of Loa loa (African eye worm), 1361 nucleotides long. RefSeq lists its product as hypothetical. Gene Ontology annotation, cellular component: mitochondrion. Lineage: Eukaryota; Metazoa; Nematoda; Chromadorea; Rhabditida; Onchocercidae. Gene Ontology annotation, biological process: folate import into mitochondrion; nucleotide transport. The coding region runs from base 236 to 1108 and encodes 290 amino acids. The transcript is spliced from 7 exons. Gene Ontology annotation, molecular function: folic acid transmembrane transporter activity; FAD transmembrane transporter activity. The record is from RefSeq and is a predicted model, not a curated record.